GGGAAAGGAACUUAGAAUGAAGAGAAAGAUAACAUAGAUCAUGGGGGAGAACCACACAAACAAUCUUAUGCGAAGGUAGUGGAUAUGAAGGAAUAAUUUGUAUUUCAAUUAAAAUAUGUGCAAGCAGAGGAGAUUAAUGGCUUGUCAGUUGCUUGAUUAACUGCUGAGGACAUUAUAGAGACCUCAAAUCGCUGGGAUACAUCAGUUAUCUAGUUAUCUGCUGUGUAUUAGGAGCAAACCCGCCCGAUUUGAGGGCUCUAUAAUGUCCUCAGCAGUUAAUCGAGCAACUGACAAGCCAUUAAUCUCCUUUGCUUGCACAUAUUUUAAUUCAAAUACAUAUUCUUCCUUCAUACCCACUACCUUCGCAUAAGAUUGUUUGUACGGUUCUCCCCCAUUAUCUAUGUUAUCUUUCUCUUCAUUAUCAGUUCCUUUCUCAUUCCCCUUUGAUUCUGUCUUUGAUUCAUUAGAUUUAGAUCUAGGUUUAGGUUUGCCCCUCCCAUAUUUGGUGGAGUCGAAGUAUUACCCAGUACAAGGAGAUCCAGUUUCUCCUUCCUGUGUUCUCUGAUUUGCAUUUGCAGCAGAUUUCCCUUUCUUUUUCCUCGGUCGUCCUCUCUUCCGAGCUGUCAUUGCUCAGAGCAAGAGAAUUUCAAAUGAAGCAAAUGCAUGUCAUUGUUAUACCUUUUUUAAAAUUGAUUUUAUUCUUUUUAAUUUUGUAUUUUUCAGGUUUGUCAAGUACUCAGAUAUAAAGCCUAAGAAUAAGUAUACUUUGAUGUUGAAUAGUCAGUGUUUGGUUUUUCGGGAUAGGUUUAAUGAGUUUAUGGGUUGGUUCCGUUCUCGUUGUAAAUCCAAAGGUCCUCCUAUUGGAGGGAUUGUAGAGACUUGUUUGCUUGAGCGUCGAAGUCUCUUUCUUGUUGUAAAGGUGCGGUAAAAAGAAAAAUGUACCCACCUCUUGAUUUCUAGGAAAGAUAUCUAUGUUGUUGGGUACAAGUAUGGUGGACAUUGGUAUGCUUUUGAUGGGUCUGACGUAAGGGUAGAAGGUGUGAUUCAUCUAAAAAUCCAAAUGCAUGUAACAACAUGAACUCAUUCAGAAAUUGGGAUACCAAAAUCUGAAGGAAGCACUUUCUCUUUUGAAUAAUGAACUGGAACCCCAAAGGAAGUAUGGCUGCGAGCAUUUCUUUGUUUAUUUUUGUGAAGAUGCCCGAUUUCGAGCAAUACAGUAUCAGAUAUCCGAAGGUUUAAAGGUUGGACUAGGUAAAGAUUUUGAUGUUUAAAGGUUGGACUAGGUAGAGAUUUUGAUGUUCCUUAUACGAGGGAUUUAAAGGUUUUUUCUUGGGUCCAUUCUCCUGUUUAUCCAGAUAGGGUGGAUGAUAUUGGUGUCUCCCGAACACUCCUCUGAUUUUAAGCGUAAGCUAUCUGAUGCAUGGUAUGCAUAUUGUGGAUGUGCUGAUCGGGGGGAAACAUUUGAGGACAAGCCGUGGCGUAGCACCUUUGAAGACUGUAAGAUACAAAAUGGGCAUGCAUUGAAGCAGGUGUUGGGAAUUCUUUGUGCUUCAAGGGCUGCAGCUUCAUUUGGAGAAGCUGCUGAAAGCUCUUCUCAAGGAAGGGGAAGUGGUCAACUGUUGAAGUCCAGGAAGAGUCACAAAUGAGGCUUGACCCCUUUUAAAUAAUGCCUUCUACUCUCUCCUAUGCAUCCAUGAAUGGCCUGGUUCAACUUCUGCAAGCACAAACAACUUCAAAAAGGAAAAUCCAAGGCAAUCCUGAGGACCUCAGUGAAGAGAUUAAAUGCAAGAGGUUCGAUUGAAGCCUGCUACACCACCCAAAGAGCCCCUUAACAAUCUACAUAAGUAUCAUAAGCUAAAAUACUUAAUAUAUGCAGACAAUAUGCUGACUGUACUUAUUGACACAAAAUGCAUGCUGUGAAGUGUGAAUGCGAUGACACAAUUUUAAGAAUGUAGUAUCUUGUUUUGGGUUUUCAAGUCAAAAACUUUUUUUCCUCCUUGACAUUAUUCGUAUUGUUAAACUUUAAUCAUUUUUCAUUACCUAUUUUGGUUGGUUAUUUGAUUAAAUAAUAUGGUCACGU
This is a messenger RNA of Cuscuta campestris, 2080 nucleotides long. Lineage: Eukaryota; Viridiplantae; Streptophyta; Magnoliopsida; Solanales; Convolvulaceae. The record is from the annotation of a GenBank genome assembly.